Molecule: messenger RNA, 3431 nt
Organism: Daphnia pulex (common water flea)
Lineage: Eukaryota; Metazoa; Arthropoda; Branchiopoda; Diplostraca; Daphniidae
Exons: 10
Coding region: 336-2252 (638 amino acids)
Source: RefSeq, a predicted model, not a curated record
CAGUUGAAUUAGGCGGUCUGUCUCUGUCAUGUCCAUGUCAACAAUCAUGUUGGUUGUUUCUGCCUUAUAAAAUAUCAAUCAUACAUCUUCUUUGAAUUUCCUUGAAGGCCAUAACAAUCGAUCCUGAUAGUAAUUUUGAGAAUAUGACAUUUUGUGAAUAACGUUUCUGUGUCUGGCUCAAGGAGUACUGUCAUUCAAUGUUUAUCAACUCGCGAGGUAUUAAGUCAUUCAAGUGCCAGUUGGUGCAUCCAGUGCAUCAUAGUUGUCCAAACCAUUAAAUUCAAGCCCCAACAGGUGAUCAACAGAAAGCUUCAGACGGAAAAGAAGUUCAUGAAAUGUUACAAUUAGAAUAUUUCUCGCUUAUUCCCAUUGAUGAAUUGGAGAAUGCUGACGAGAAUACAUGGUUGUAUGUGUUGCACAUCCGUCCUCAGAAAUUGGUUCAUGUUCCGCCACCAAUUAAUAUCACACUCCCUGGUUUAAAUUCAACAAUCAACCUGAAGGACAACUCACAAUGGCUCGAUAAUCUAAGUCCAGGAGAUAUCCUUCUCCAGGAUGUAUUAGUCACAGAAACAAUUUCUGAAAAUGAUCAGACAAAAAUCAUAGAUACUCGGACAUUUACAAGACCCCGAAAAAAUCGAUUUUCGCCAUCCCUUUUACAGCCAAUUUCCCAGCGGGAUGAGAGUUCUCAGUUAAACAAUACUUAUAAGGCGGGAGAUACGUUAAACGGGGCCGAUGUGCUGAAUGCUACGGUCAUCAUCGACGAACCAUCGACGAAAAUCAAGUUGAACACUACAUCUACAGUUCAAGGAGAAUUGAAUGCCACUUUCCCGGUGGAGCUGAAUGGACCAACGGAAGAGGAGUUGAGUCCAUGCAACAACAACGUUUACAACUUGAAUAGUACCUUUCAAACGCAGCCAGCAGCUUCCGACCGCAGUUAUUCAGUGGGUCCCGCGCCUUCCAAGACGGUUUUGAAUGCCACUUACGUGGAAGAUGAACCAGUGCAAGGUCCCAUAACAUGCCUGGACGAGUUGGAUGAGCUGAACGAAAUAGAAGACGAAGACCGGUGUGAUUUCAACGAAGAUGGCUUCCGCAAACCUUUGAUGCGCGGUGCUGUGCCAAAACGACCUUUGAUCCGAACUUCAACGUGGAAUUACGAGCUGACCGCUUCGCCAAAGAAAGAAAUCACUCCCCCUUCAUCUAAGAUCACCCCACCUUCUUCCAAAAUCACUCCUCCCGGAGCCAACGGUCUAACGGAUAUCGAAAAAAUGGCCAAGCAUCAAGAAGACAUUUUGGCACAAACCUCUACGCCAAUGGGUCAACGCCGUUUUACUGCAUUUCAGAGACCAGCUGAGGUGGAUCAUAAUUUAGGGUCACCCAUUAUCAGUCUGGCAGAAGGCAUUGUCAAUUUCGGCCCGCCCAUUCCCCUGAGGGAGUCUAUAGUCGGCAACGCCAAUUUAGACUCGACACUGGACAAUUCCAACAAUCGUACCCGAGGUAUCCAAGGGCAUCUCACAUUUGAUAAAUCUCAAAACUCUGUCGAGAACCAAUCCGAUUCACCCUCCAGUCCAGCCAGCAGUCCGUAUAGUUCGCAAUCUCUCGAGAGUGAAACGGGCGUCCCCGCAACAACUCAAGAGUUGAUCCGGCGGAGCAUGCCCAAUUUGAACAAUCAGUCUCGAAUGCGAUUGCCGCAACCUUCGUCUAUGGCUGGGAAUCUGAACCGACAGCACGGAAGUGAUUCGGGAUUGAGGCCACCUUCUAUGGGUGGUGCUGUCCGGCCUCCUGUCCACAAUGGCUCUGCUUUGGGAUUGAUGAGACCGCAGUUUAAAGUGCCCCAACCGCCACCUCCCGUCGAAACGGCCAUGAAAACCACCAGGGGGACAGUAACGACGACGGAACCGGUUAGGUCCAGCCAAAUGCAGCUGCAGCAGCCAAGAUCAUCCGGAAUUGCCCCUCCGGUGCGGAGCAGUCUCCUUCCCAAUUCAACGUCAAAAUUGAAACCCCUUCAAUUAGUGGCUCCGCGGGCUAGUGGCGCUGCUUUGCCGGUCAAAGCUGUCGUCCCGGCGGCAAAGGCGUCGUCGGAUGAACUCAACUCGACGGUCAUCAUGGAGAAACCAUCAGUGGUGCUCCCCCCAGCCGCCCCGGCUAAUUCUGGCAUUCCUCGCCCUUCCUUGUUGUCGAGAAUUCCUAUGCCGAGAACGAUGAAGUCUUCCAUUCCGAUGCCGGCUGCCAGGCCACGUGCGCCACAUCAGUGACACCCAACACCUCCCACCGAAUUGAUUUUAUUAACUCUCUCUCUCUCUCUUUGAAAAAAAAAUAGCCCCUUUGUUUUUCUUUCAUUUACAAAGAAGACACAUUCACUCAAAUGAAAUGCUAAAAUGAAGUUUAUAUGUCUUGAGACUGAGGUUUCGUAUCAUUCAUCAAGUUGUUGGGUGUGUGUAUGUGAGUGUGUGUGUGUUCGUUCAAACGCGCCGCCGUUGCAAAAAUGAGCAGUGAAGGUAAAAAACGACUGUGCCUUAACACCAUCGUCAAUUGAUAGAACCCUCUCUGUUCUAAGUAUAUUUUUCUUUUUUCAACUUUGGCUUACUUUUUUGUUUUUUAAAAAUAUGCUUCUAUUUAUAAUUUUCAUUAAUUUUUUCUUAUUACGGUCCCCAGUUUAAUUUUUUUUUCCUUUCUGGUGAGAACAAAUUCUUCAUUUCUUCUCUUUUUUUCUUGGCAAAAGAAAAGAAGAAAUGAGAUGUAAUAACCCCGGCAAAAGAGAGCUAGAUUGAUCUCGCGUCAAUGUGUGAAGUGCAUCAAGAACUGGUGACACUUUUGGGUUGAAUGUGAGAUGGGCCUUGAAGGGCUUAUUUCUGAACGGGCGAACACACAACCACAGCAACAACAACAACAAAAAAAGACGAUGUGGAAAGAAGCAUCAGCAGCAAAUGUCUCUCUCUCUCUCUUGCUCCUUGUUCCCAUGUUUACAGCUUCGAAUAUGCUGUGAUACGUUUUUUCAUGGCUCUUAACGUUUCCCUUUCGCGUUUAUUUUCGGGUUCUUUUUUCUUUCUUUUCUUGUGGCUUGUCUGUGCGUGACACCAUCGGGAAAAAAGAAAUAGAGAACCCUUGGCCGCUUUUGUUGCCCAAUUCACUGGCUCACUUCUUCGCAGCCAUUUCUAUCGACGACGCGAUGAGAAGACGGGGGAGAAGAAAAAAAGAGAGGCUCCAUGAAAGAAAAAGAAAGAAAAAUGUCUGUACCCUUUUCUUCUUCUUUCGUGUUGUGUAUAAAAAAGAAACUUAACUUAAAAAAACAAAAAAAAACUUUCGGUAUUUUCUUUUUUUCCCACCAUUUUUUUUAUUUAAAUAUUUUUUACAAAAUAAAUAUCGAAUUCUUCCUUUUGAAGGAGCUGAACGAAGGAUAUAAAAUACACUUGCUUUUUGGUUGGCUGUGGUAA